Messenger RNA from Sturnus vulgaris (Common starling), 1201 nucleotides. NCBI's taxonomy places the organism in Eukaryota, Metazoa, Chordata, Aves, Passeriformes, Sturnidae. The record is from RefSeq and is a predicted model, not a curated record.
CAUCCGGCACGGCAGGAAGGAGCCCGGCAGGAGGAAAUAUUAAAUCCUGGGAUAUAAACACCGCGCCGGGAGCGGCUCCACCCCACCACAACCCCCCUAAAAAACGAGGUCCCGCCGGGGUGGGGCCACCAGAAGCGGGGCGAGGAUGGAGAAGAGCAGUUUCGCCAUGGCGAAAUUCGGUUUGGAGCACAAGGAGGCGAUGCCAAAGCGCGACUGCGGUUUUUAUGUUAAAUAUAUUUUCCUUUUCACCUCGCUGAUCCAAUUCCUGAUCAUCCUGGGGCUCGUGCUGUUCAUGGUGUACGGCAACGUCCAGGCGGGCACCGACACUCACCUGAGGCUGCUGGAGGAGCAGGUGCAGAGCCACUACGGCAGGAUGGUGGCCUUGAGUGCCACCAAUGCCAACCUGAGCCGUGCCCUCAAUGCCACCCUCAAGGACAAGGACAAGCUGCAGGGGAUGGCGCUGAAGGUGCAGAGGGAGCUGGAGAAGUGUAACAGCAGCCAGAAUUCCAACGGCGGGCCGCAGCUGCACGAGCUCGUGUACCAGCAGGUGAAGCUGACCCAGUGCCACAUGCUCACGGCCCUCAUCAACAGCAGCUGCAAUGCCGACAAGCUGGAGCUGCAGCGACAGCUGGACCAGGCCAGGUCAUCCAUAAAAACCCUGGAGGAAAGGAACCAGCAGAGCAGAGCCGAGCUGAUCAAAGCCACCCAGGAGAGGGACAAGUGCCAGCAGGACCUGAAGAGCGCCAGGACCGAGGCUGACCUGAGCAGGGUGGAGCUGGAGGUGCAGAAACACAAAUGCAGCUCCCUGCAUAGCGACAUAAGUGAGAAAUUCCCGAGGAUUUUGGAGCUGGUGAAGCAAUACCGGUGUGGAGAAACUGAGAACGAGCUGAGGCAGAUCCGGGCUGGCGUGGAGGGUUUGUUCCGCCAGCAGCAGGAGCGGGAUUCCCAGUUUAUCCCGAGGAGGAGCUGCGAGCUGAGCGUGGAGCGUUGUCACCUGAACUGCUCUCGGGAAAUGCAGGAGCUGGAGAGGAGGAUCCAGGGGCUGGAGAAGAGGGAGAAGGACGGGCUGGAGGACAGGAAAAGGCUGGAGGGGGAGAGAGACAAGGCGGGGAAGGAGCUGGAGGAGAAGAGGAGAGCGGCGGUGGCGCAGGCGGAGACGCUGAGGGGGCAGCUGGUGGCAUGCAUGGCCAAGUGGUGGUGA